Messenger RNA from Rubroshorea leprosula, 3669 nucleotides. Lineage: Eukaryota; Viridiplantae; Streptophyta; Magnoliopsida; Malvales; Dipterocarpaceae. The record is from the annotation of a GenBank genome assembly.
GGUCGGUAUAGUCCCCUAUUUCUUUAACAGUUAAUUUUUUCUUCCUAAUUUCAGCCUGCCCACUUUCCCUUCCCACCGCGCACCCCCAAUUUCCCUCCCUUAUUUCCGAGCUUCCCUCCCCAAUUUCUGACCUUCCCUCCCAGCAAAUCUACAAAUUUUGUAAUUGAUUUUGCUAAAACGCAAAACCCAUUCGAACCCAGCUGCAAAACUCAUUUCCUCCACUCUAAUCCAUCAACGACAGAGGAUUGCUCGCAGCCGACCGCAGGCCCGCUUGCUCUCUCCUGUUCGUCAUCCAUGAUCUGUUGAGGAUCCUGUUAAAGACAGUACUUGGGAGUAGCCUUUGAUUUUACUGAGAGAAGAAGAAGGUUAGUCAAUACCUAAUGCACUUGAGAUUUUGUUGAUUUGUGCUGUUUGUUCCUAAUUCAAAUGUAGUUUAAUUUUGUUGGUAAUUGCUUCUUUUUUUUCUUUCUUUCUUUCUGAUUACAGUUUCUUUCUUUAAUGCUAUUGAUCUGUUUUAUCGUUUUAUCACUAUGGAUAAAACAUGGAUAAAUUUGAAAGAAACCUCAAGUCCAUAUUACAUAGAAGGAGUUUUGAAUUUUGUAAAUUUUACAUUUGAGAAAUCUGCAAAAGCUGGGAAAAUAUUGUGCCCUUGUAGGAGAUGUGCAAACUUAAUUUGGUGUACAAAAGAAGAGGUUGUUGAUCAUUUAGUAGAAAAGGGUUUUCUUAGAAAUUAUAAUUGGACUUCUCAUGAGAAGGAUUCUGCAAUGGUGAAUUCUAGUGAAAACCAAAAUGAAGAGGAAAUAGCUUUUAAUCAUGAUAUGAGAGGGUUGCUACAAGAUGCUUUUCUAGGGGUUAAUAUGGAUGAUAGCAUCCACAAUGAGGGUGUAGAAAGUUUCAAUUCUGGAAGUGCUUUUAACCAAGAACCUUCCAUGUCUGGAAAUCAUAUGGAUGGCUUUUUUAAUUUGUUGAAGGAUGCUGGGCAGAAAUUAUACCCCAAUUGUGAAGAGAGCAAGUUAGCUGCUGUUGUGCAUUUAUUUCACCUAAAAUGCUUAAAUGGGUGGAGUAACAAGUCUUUCACUCAAUUAUUAGAGUACUUAAUUUUCUUGCUACCGGAAGGGAAUUUGUUGCCUAAGUCUUAUAGUGGAACCAAGAAAAUCAUUAGAAGUUUAGGCUUAAGUUAUGAGAAAAUACAUGCUUGCCCUAAUGAUUGCAUGUUGUUUUGGAAAGAUAAAGUUAAUGAUGAUUUUUGUUCUGAGUGUGGUGCUUCGAGAUGGAUUGUUAACACAAAUAUUGAAGAAGAUUCCAUAGAUUGCACAAUAAAAAAGAAAAAGCCAAAAGCUGCUAAGAUCUUGCGAUGGUUCCCUUUAAUCCCAAGAUUACAGCGGCUGUACAUGUCUUCAAAAACUGCUGCUCUUAUGAGAUGUCAUGAUGAAGAACGGACUAAGGAUGGACUUAUUCGCCAUCCUACAGAUUCUAUUGCUUGGAAGCAUUUGGAUGAAAAAUAUCCAGAGUUUGCUGCUGAUCCUCGAAAUCUGCGAUUGGGUCUAGCUUCUGAUGGAUUUAACCCAUUCAAGUCAAUGAAUGUCACAUAUAGCACCUGGCCUGUUAUACUAAUGCCAUACAACCUGCCUCCUUGGUUAUGCAUGAAGCAGCCGAAUUUGAUAUUGUCACUUUUGAUUCCUGGUCCAAAAAGUCCUGGAAACAAAAUUGAUAUCUACAUGCAGCCACUCAUUGAAGAGUUACAACAACUAUGGGACACUGGGAUUGAAACUUUUGAUGCUUCUAAAAGGGAGAGAUUCCAGUUGAGAGCUGCAUUAUUAUGGACCAUCAAUGACUCUCCAGCUCGUGCAAUUCUGUCCGGGUGGAGUACUAGGGGGGAAAAGGCUUGUCCAUGCUGUGGUUAUAAUACAGAAUCUAAGUGGUUAUAUCACAGUAGGAAAUAUUGUUAUAUGGGUCAUCGGAGAUGGCUAGAUCGAAGGCAUAGGUAUCGACAUGAUGGAAAAUCUUUUGAUGGAAACAAGGAGCUUCGAAUGCCACCUAGUCGAACAUCUGGAUCAGAAAUUUUGAGUCAUGCAGAUAAUGUGAAUAUAAUGGAAGGGGAAUCAAGUCAGCCUUUGAAAAAGAUUAGCAUUUUUUUUACUCUUCCUUACUGGCAGCACAAUCUACUUCCCCACAACAUUGAUAUGAUGCACACUGAGAAAAAUGUCUUCGAUAACACUUAUGGAACAAUAACUGACCAAGAUGGAAAAACAAAAGACAAUUACAAAGCACGAUGUGACCUCCAAGACAUGGGGUUAAGGGCUGAUCUGCAUCCAAAACCAGGAUCAAUUAAACAACGGAAGAUAAUAGGACUUAAAUCUUAUGAUGGCCAUAUUCUUAUGGAAGAACUUCUACCGGUGGCAAUUCGAGGAUCUUUGCCUAAAAGAGUUGCUUCAGUUAUUGUUGAGUUGUGUCAACUCUUCAAAUGCUUGUGUGCAAAAGUGUUCAAAGAAUCUGAUCUUGAUGAGUUAAAGUCUCAAUCUGUAAUAAUUUUGUGUGAAAUGGAAAAGAUCUUCCCACCUUCAUUCUUCACUGUGAUGGUACAUCUUGUCAUGCAUUUGGCAGAAGAGGUAAAGCUUGGUGGGCCAGUUGCUUAUAGGUUCCUCCUUACACUCAAGAAUUAUGUUUGUAAUAGAGCUCAUCCAGAGGGAUCAAUAGCAGAAGCUUAUUUGUCAAAUGAGUGUUUAACGUUCUGCUCAAGAUAUUUGGAAGGGGUUGAGACUAGAUUUAAUAGACCUUUACGUAAUAAUGAUGAAGAUGAUAGGGAGCAUUCUAAUGAGGUAGAAGAAAACCUAAUAACUCUCAUAGGUCGACCAUUGGGAAGGGCACAAGUACACAUGGUUGUUAAUCUAAAGAAACGAAAAAGGGUGCGAAGGAUAAAGCUUGACUCUCAGCCCUUGCUGCAAGCCCACCGAUACAUUCUUUUUAACACUCAUGAAGUCACUCCCUUCAUUGAGGAACACAAGGAUUUUUUAAAGAAACAACAUCGCUCACCUCGCCUAUCACAGUAUGAGAUCGAAAGGCGUCAUUCCUUGACAUUUCAUGAAUGGUUUCGUGAUCGGGUUGCAAGAAUGGAACAACAAGGUUAUGUUAUUUCUGAAAAAUUUAAGUGGCUCUCGAAAGGACCAAGUGAUGUUGCUCUGACCUAUUCUGGAUAUUUAUGUGAUUGGGCAAACACCCAAAGAGGAUGCAAGAAAGAUGAAUUUGGUUUUACAUUGGUCAAUUUCAAUCAUUUAUCUCACACUGGUAGUAAUCCUAGUGAUGACCCCUACAUAUUUGCUUCUCAAGCUAGUAAAGUGUUUUACAUUGAGGAUGCAAGAGAAAAAGGUUGGCAAGUAGUCAAGCAUGUGAAGGUUAGAGGUGCCUUUGAUUUGGGAGAAGUGAUACCUAUUAGAGCAUAUGAAGUUGCUGGAACAGACAUGGCAUCCACUUGGGUUAGGAGAGAUACAGAGGAAGAGGGGAUUAUUGUGACACCAAAUAUGGAAGUUGAAACCUAUGAUGAGGAAGAAAUGGAUGAUUAAAUUUUAGUUUGUAGUACAAAGUGUAGUUACUAGUUUUUCUAAUGAAGGCAAUAUGUUAUUAUUUUGUGUAAUGUAUGACUAUAAUUUGAAAUAUAAUAGUUUAGUUUUU